AUGGCUGCCACAGGAAAUGAACAGCAGCCUGCUGCUGGUGGUAGCUAUAUCAUUGUUCAGAAGUACCGUGCGCUGGCAAAACAUAAAAAAAUCAUGACAAGAAAACAACUCCGCCUGCAGAACAAACAGGUUUUCUACUCAGUAAUGGGCGAGGGCAAACCGGUGGUAUUGGUGCACGGAUUUGCCGAAGACAGCGAUGUAUGGAGGAACCAGUUGGCUGCAUUGGCCCAAAACCACCUGCUGAUUAUACCCGAUCUGCCCGGCAGUGGCGGGUCUGAACUGCAGGAAGACAUGAGCAUUGAAGGAAUGGCGGAAUGUGUAAAGAAUAUACUGGAUUACGAAUUACCCAACCAAAAGGAAGAAAACAGCAUUAUCAUGAUUGGCCACAGCAUGGGUGGCUAUAUAACCCUUGCUUUUGCAGAAAAAUAUGCUGGCCGGUUACAGGGCUUCGGGCUUUUUCAUUCAUCCGCUUUUGCAGACAGCGAAGAAAAGAAAACCGCCCGCCGCAAGAGCAUAGAAUUUAUACAAACGCAUGGUAGCUAUGAAUUUAUAAAACAGUCUGCACCCAACCUUUUUACAGAAGACUACCGUAUUAAAAACGGUGAUAAGGUGGCUGAUAUGAUUGCACGUUAUAGUAAUUUUGACCAGCGGGCCCUGGUGGCUUAUUAUGAGGCCAUGAUACAGCGCCCGGAUCGCACAGCUGUAUUGAAGUCGUUUGGUAAACCUAUCUUAUUCCUUAUUGGUAAAAACGAUAAGGCAAUACCGUUUGAAGACAGCAUGAAGCAAUGCCAUAUACCCCAGCUGGCAACCGUUGAGAUCCUGGCAGCAUCGGCCCAUAUGGGCAUGUGGGAAGAAAAAGAAAAAAGUAACCAGGCCCUGUUGUCUUUCCUGCAGCAAAUACAACAGUUUACCCUGCAUUGA
Messenger RNA from Ostertagia ostertagi, 921 nucleotides. NCBI's taxonomy places the organism in Eukaryota, Metazoa, Nematoda, Chromadorea, Rhabditida, Trichostrongylidae. The record is from the annotation of a GenBank genome assembly.